This is a messenger RNA of Cygnus atratus (black swan), 3161 nucleotides long. Its product is annotated as putative lysosomal acid lipase/cholesteryl ester hydrolase. Gene Ontology annotation, molecular function: hydrolase activity, acting on ester bonds. Lineage: Eukaryota; Metazoa; Chordata; Aves; Anseriformes; Anatidae. Bases 252 to 1448 code for a protein of 398 amino acids. The transcript is spliced from 9 exons. The record is from RefSeq and is a predicted model, not a curated record.
GGCCGGGCGGAGAGGGCCGGCGGCGGGGCUGCGGGACGCGGCGGGGGCAGCGCCCUGCCCGCCGGGCUCGGCCGCGCUCCCUCAGCCCCUCGGGGCCGGACGACGCCCGUCAGGAGGGCGGCCGCCCCCGCCCCGUCACGCGGUGCCGUGCCGGCCGCGGGGCUCGGCGGAGGCGGAACAUAAGCCGGCGGCAGGAGAGCCGUGCUCCGCUCCGCUCAGCUCCGAGCCGUGCCGAGCCGUGCCAGGCCAGGAUGCGGGGCUUGGUGCUCGCCGCCCUCCUCCUCCACAGCGCCGUCGUUUGGGGCGCGUUCGCCGGCGGGCGGAGAAACGUGGACCCCGAGACCAACAUGAACAUCAGUCAAAUUAUUAUCUUCAGAGGAUAUCCUAGUGAGGAGUAUGAAGUGACAACAGAAGAUGGCUAUAUCCUUUCCAUUAACAGAAUUCCUUAUGGAAGAAAAGGUCGAGGGUGGAGCAAAGGUCCAAGGCCUGCUGUGUUUCUGCAGCACGGUUUACUUGCCGAUGGCAGCAACUGGAUCACAAACUUGGAUUACAAUAGCCUUGGCUUUAUGCUGGCAGACGCUGGCUAUGAUGUAUGGCUGGGAAACAGCAGAGGGAACACCUGGUCCAGGAAGCACAUACACUUCACAGUGAAGCAAGAAGAAUUCUGGGUUUUCAGCUUUGAUGAAAUGGCUAAAUAUGACAUUCCAGCCUCAGUGGACUUCAUUUUGAAGAAAACUGGCCAGGAACAAGUAUUUUACGUUGGCCAUUCCCAGGGCACCACCAUGGCUUUCAUUGCUUUUUCAACUUUGCCACAGCUGGCUAAGAAAAUCAAAAUGUUCUUUGCCUUGGCACCAGUAGCUACAGUCAAGUUUGCUACUAGCCCUCUGACAAAACUGGGAGCGUUUCCUGAGCUGCUUCUCAAGGACAUGUUUGGAAAGAAACAAUUCCUUCCUCAGAAUUUUUGGCUGAAGUGGCUUGCUACCCACGUUUGCACCCACAGAAUACUCGAUGACCUUUGUGGCAACAUAUUCUUUCUUCUGUGUGGCUUUAAUGAGAGAAACUUGAAUAUGAGCCGCGUGGAUGUGUAUUCAACACAUUGCCCUGCGGGAACGUCUGUACAGAACAUGAUCCACUGGACCCAGGCUGUGAAAUCUGGGGAACUCAAAGCUUAUGACUGGGGAAGCAAGGCUGCAAAUAUGGCUCACUACAACCAGUCUACUCCCCCUUUCUACAAAGUAAAGGAGAUGACUGUACCAACUGCCGUGUGGACUGGUGGACAGGACUGGCUGGCAGACCCGAAGGAUGUUGCCAUGCUGCUCACUCAGAUCACAAACUUGGUUUACCACAAAAACAUUCCAGAAUGGGAACACUUGGAUUUCAUCUGGGGCCUUGAUGCACCUUAUCGCAUGUAUAAUGAAAUAAUUAACAUGAUGAGAAAAUAUGUCUAAACCCACAUGGUAUUUCAGAGCAUUAGUUCAUCAGAAGUUAUUUUUUUCUGAAGCAUAUGCUUUUCUGGCAGUAAUGCUACAUUGCUUAUUUAUGAUGCAUUUUUGAAAUGCCAGCAAUGACUACUGAAUUGGAUUUGUAUGUGAUUUGUUUUUCUCAGUAUUAUUUCUCUCUCCUGCACAAAUCCUCAGUAUAGCCUGCUGAUUUUGCACACAGCAGCUUGGUAUCCCCAAAAAAACAGCAGUGUGACUUUGCACAAAAGCAGUAUUUCAUGUGCAUAUAGAUUUAGUGACGUCUGAAAGACAAGCUAGUCCACUGAGCACCUCAGGUGCUUGACAAUAAAACUGGUUUGCUCUGCAUAAAGCACUGCCAUUUCUCAGUACAUUGCCAUUUCUGAGUACCUUUCAGAAGUAUGCCUUGUACUGCAGUGACCCUAUUUGGUGCUGGUACUUUAAAAAGCACUUAGUGAUUUCCUGCUGCAUUAUUUUAGCCAUCACUCGCAGGCUAGCUACAUCAGAUUACUUUCCUUUUUUUUUUUUCUCAACAUUGCACAGAAGAGUUGUCUUGAAGCCAGAGAAGAUCACCACUGUCAGUUGAAAUCUCCUGUUUUGGAACUGAUUCAUUACUGCAUUUUUCUUGAUCUCAGCAGUAUCCCUGAAGCCUUUUGUGUUCCACAUGACAACUGUGGAUAAGGAUCAUUAUUUUCCCUUGAAGAUUUCUGGAACAAGAGAAGCAGUUAAAAGAAAUACCACUUCUUGUUAGCUUUGUCAACAGGUUAUGACUUUCAAGGAGAAUAACAUAACAUACUUGUGUUUUGUUUGCACUGACCACUAGAAAACAAGCUCCCCCCAUUAUACUACUGGUCAGGGAAGGGCCAAUGCAUUAGUUCUAUAGCUUGAGUGACUUAAUUUGCAUGGACUCUUCCCGUUAAUCUUCUGCUGCUUUGCAAAUCUGUUUACUUUUUAGCUGCUUAUAUGAUGCUUGCCACCAUUGUGUUCACCAUACAAUAACCUGGAGCAGCCUAGCAGUAUUUAUGGCAAUUUUCAUUUGUCUCAGCUUCUACUUUAGAAUGGGUCUAAGCCCCCAUUUAAUGGGGGAAGAGGAUUCACAUCUGCUUUAGGGGCCUGGCUUUGGAGCUAAAGCCUUCUCUGAUGUAGGUGCCUUGCUCUCUCCAUUGACUGCACAGAGGACUUUGGCUCCUCUGAAUUGCAAGUAAGUUCAAUGCCUAAUGUAGGUGUAUGAACAAUCUCCAGAGUCAAUUGCCUCAGUCCAGAUGAAAAUUUCUGUGCCAGAGUUGGAGUUCAAUCCAGACCUCUGUUAGUAAUCCUAACAGGAACAAAAGACUUUUCUAUAUGUCAUAGAAAAUAGUACAGUUUAAACUGUGGCAGCCUUUUUUUGUAAGAGAAAAAUGCAUAAGCCAUAAUUUACUUUUUUUUUUUUUUUUUUUUUUAAACUCCUAAUUCAGACUCAGGGAGUCCUCAGGCUUUGUUAAAAGAAAAAGUGGUUUGUGGUAUUGCAGAUGUGAUUCCUAGCAGGACCUUUAAGUUUGCUUUAUAACAGUCAUAUUUGCUCCACAUUGCUCUGCUGGAAGGAAGACUGUAAGAAUCCAAAGCGGCUAACUUUGCAGUUGUGAUGGUAUGUGAUACAGCAAGAGCCACGUGCAUCAUGUUUAUUAAGCUUGAGGUAUUUCAAUAAAUGUGAGAGACCUGGUUGGA